AUGGAACUAGCGUUGUGCCUAGGCGACAAUACUAACAAACAGUUCUCUUUUCUGGAGAAGCCCUCGAAGAUUAACAAUAAUUCCUCUGCCUCAUUAACCUCGACUUCCGACAAGGAUCUUGAGUGCUGCAUGGGUUUAGAUGGUGCUUUUAGUGGUCACAGAUCGUUGUCAUCCUCUUCUUCUCCGUCGGUAGAAGAUGAGAAGAAGAAAAAGAAGAAACCGGCGCCCAGAGCAAUGGAUUCCGAUGAAUUUAGGGUUUCCUCUUCGGUAGAUCCGUCAUUACAGCUUCAGCUUCACUUCCCUUGGCUCCCUGAGAACAGUCGGCAGGGAGGAAGAAUGCUCUCUGAAGCAGCUACCGUGGCGGAGGACGAAGAUGAAGAAGAGGAUGAGGCCGUGCCUAGCAUGUCAGUGUCACCGCCAAAUAGCGUAACGUCGUCAUUUCGGUUGGACUUUGGGAUUAAGAGUUAUGGUUAUGAAAGAAGAAGCAAUAAGCGAGAUAUUGAUGAUGAAGUUGAGAGAUCUGCUUCGAGAGCCAGCAACGAAGACAACGAUGACGAAAACGGAUCCACCAGGAAGAAACUUAGACUCUCUAAAGACCAAUCUGCUUUUCUUGAAGAUAGCUUCAAAGAACACAGCACCCUUAAUCCUAAGCAGAAGAUUGCGUUGGCGAAGCAGUUGAAUCUUCGUCCUCGCCAGGUUGAAGUUUGGUUUCAAAAUAGACGAGCCAGGACAAAGCUGAAGCAAACGGAAGUGGACUGUGAAUACCUAAAGAGAUGCUGUGAGUCACUAACCGAAGAAAACAGGAGGCUACAGAAAGAGGUCAAAGAAUUGAGAACCCUGAAGACUUCUUCUCCUUUCUACAUGCAACUUCCGGCCACGACUCUCACGAUGUGCCCUUCUUGCGAACGCGUUGCCACCUCAGCAUCUCAUCCCUCCACGUCAGUUGCUCAUAACAUUGGUUUGUCCACAUCAUCAUUUCAUAGUCCUUUGAUUCCGGUUAAGCCUCAGCCAGCCAAACAAGUUUCAUGA
Molecule: messenger RNA, 1029 nt
Organism: Microthlaspi erraticum
Lineage: Eukaryota; Viridiplantae; Streptophyta; Magnoliopsida; Brassicales; Brassicaceae
Source: the annotation of a GenBank genome assembly